AUGACGCGAGACAUUCGCUCUAGAGCGCUGGAGCGCAUAGCUGCGCUCUCUGCGGAGAGCUCCACGACGUCCUUUGACAAGUCCGACCUUGACAAGCUGUGUCGAGCCUGUCACUCGGCGCGAGGCCGAGAAUAUAACCAUGGUGGUUACAGUACGAAGCAGGCCGGUUCCCUGGGCCGAAUUCCAAUGUCCAUCCGCGAAUUCGAGGUUCUCCUGGCCCUUUGCAAGACCGCACCAAAUAUCAAAUCAAGCCAAAGCGCACAAAAACUUUCGUACCGUCUCAUUCCUUACAUCCUCGAAGCACACGCUCAAGUAUUUGCGCCUUCCCCAUUUUUUCGUAAAGUCGAGCCUUCCCCCACCGAGUCCCUGGCCUUUCAUCUUACUGCCGCCCUGCUGUCUCUCGGCACCAACUACAUCGACCUCAAGGAGACUGUGGCUGAUGGAAUUUGGGCGUUUACCAAUGCUUGUGGGAGGGCGACCGAGAGCGUGCUCUCGCCACAGUCAGGAGACCCCGAGAGCCUUCCCGUCGACGAUGCAAUUCGAACUGUGACUAUUGCCCUGGCUCUCCUGGGUUUUUUGGACGCCGCGUCUGCCCAGGCCGACUUUUGGAAUGCCGGAGGCAGGUUGGGACUCAUCCAAAAAUUCAACCAGCUCUUGUCUGAGCCAUUUCUCGUGGCAGUUGAGACGUCUCUGUCCACCAUUCGAAACACUCACAGUCAGACCAAUGAAGUUCGGGAGUGGAAGCGAUUGCUGCGCCAUUAUGCGUCUCACGGCCGGCCACUAGGCGCCAUGAUUAUCCAACGCAGCUUCAUGUGGCUUGUACUCUCCAGCACCUCGUUGAUGGUUGCUGAUGGCCCGGCCCUUCGGAAGCAGCAUGUGCUUGACUUGCUCAUGUCGGGAGACGGGGCAGCCGUGAUGGAACAGCGACAUUUACUGGACGGGGACGUCAGAUCAGUUGAAGUAUAUGCCAGCAUCACCACCGACCAAAUGGACUACCUCGAGGCCGGAGCCGAUUUCGUUCGCCUGGGCUCACCGGACCAGCAAAAGUUGGCAUAUGAUGUCAAGUCUGCCGCCAUGGUUGCCUUCUUGAACUGCUCACUUCUCCACGAGAAUGGGGCUGAUUCUGACGUUCUCAUGGGUUGGCUCCAGGAGACCUUGGAAGACCCAUUGCAAAUGUCUGAUCCGAGCCUUGCUUCGGUUGUUUUGCGGUGCAUGGCUCUGAUUUGCCGAAUAUCACCGUCCUACUCGUCUGCUGUCAGCCGUGCUCUUCCUCGCUUCCUGGUUCAGACGGCGCCGCACGGUGACUCGACCAAGGUCGCCUCGACAAGUCUGGCCUUUGUUUUGAAGAUGUUGUCCAAGGAUGCCAUCAUUAGUACCCUUUACACAUUGGGAAAUGUGUUGAGCCCUGACUCGGAUGAAAUUGCCCAUGGUCUCACCAAUGGCACCACCAGCAACGAAGAAGUCGCGGCUGGAGGGUACAAUCGCCGUCACUCUACGGGUAGCUCCAUUUCACUCUUGAUGAAUGGCGAGCAAGAAACUGCCAUUGUCUACGGCAACGUGGUGCAAGCCAUUUGCACCAUUGCCACAACCUCUGGUGACGAAAAGAUUAUCGCCCUGGCGCAGUCCAUGUUGUUGCAAAAGCUCGACAAGGUCAAUGCCAGUGUUGAUACCAAGGUCAUCUCUGGCGCGGCCAAGCUUUCGCUUCACGGUGGGCAGCUAGAGUUCCGGUCGUUGCUCAAAAUGUACAGCAGGAUUUGCCAUAUCGGCGUCGUUGACCACAAGGAUUUCCUCCUGACCGCCGUCAUGAAGGCUCGCACGUACAUCUCGGCCAACUUGCGUCGCGACUCAUCCCUCUUUAAUAUUUACUGGGAGCAUUUGCUUGACGCCGUCAUUUCGCUGGGUGAUGCCGAAUCUCCACACCAUACCAAGGAGUCAGACGUUCAGCUAGCCGCCCAGGAGAUUGCAGAGCUUUUGCACCCCCUGGCAGUCUUCAUGGCCAGUAAUGACGUGGCAUCAAACCCCAUUGACGUUGACGAGACGUACUCUCUGCUCAAGGAUGCGUGGUUCAAUAUUGUUGUGCACGGAUUCACCACGACAACUGAUCGAGGUAAAAAGUACAUCAACGAGCUCCGAACCAUUGCCGUUCACUCACCUCCGUUGGUUGCUGGAGAGCGAACGGAAGUAGUGGAGAGUGACAUUGAGCUCAACACGGUGCUGAGACGCGCAAACAGCGGCGAACGAGAAGCGGCGCAAAAGAAGCUUCUGACUGAGCUGAUCCCGUCCAAGGCGUCCGACAUUAAAGGCCUCAGUUACCGUAAAGUCAUAUUCCUCCAGGCUGCCUACCUCGUCGAAAGUCUCCGUGCCGACUCCGGCGACUGCACAAAAGUCUUGUCCUACUUCUUGGAGCCCAGCAUGCGCAAGGGAGAGGUCAGCAGCACAAUGGAAGGCAUCGCAGCGGCUGUUGUCGAAAAGUAUCUCAAGAAGACGUUGGGUGGUUCGGAGCCAACCUUUUCGGCACAGUAUGCGGCAGAACAGCUCGCAACCAUCUUUUGCAUCUGCUGCCAUCGCAUUGAACGUGUGCAACAAGCAGCAUUCACAUGCGCAGACCGCAUCAUUCGGGACGUCCCGUCAGCCCUGUGCCAGAGAAAGUCGCUUUUUGCCCUUCUUGAGCUGUUAUCUCUCAUGUGGUCAAGUUGUCUCGAGGCCGAAACCGAUCUUUACGCACCUCGGUCCAUGUUCAAGUCUGAAAUUGGAAAGGUCAUGGUGGAAUUGUCCGACGACUACGAUUUCCGCCGAUGGACCCUAGAUCAUCUCAACCGCAAGGCCAAAGUUUGGGUCAAUGCCGCCAUCAGUCUGGCUCCGAUGGACGUCAAGGGCUUGCUGCAGACGUACCUGUCUGAAUUCGAUGACGAGGGUGCCUAUGGACAUAUUUCUCUGGGCAGAUCGUUUGCGCUGGAACUUGGGUCUAUCAUCCCAUCUACCGACAACCGGCUACAGUCGCUGGAAAGGGUCGGCUCUUGUGAGAUUAACACGGCCUCCGAUCUUAUUGCCCAGUACACCACGAGACAAGAAUAUCGAUAUGGGGAGACGUUGCCAGACCGCGGGACGGAGCUCAUUAGCUUCAUGAAUGUGAAUCGGCGAACGUCGUUUUCCCAGUCCAAUGUGACGGAGAGCGCCAAUGCCGCCACGGCCCUGGCCCACGUUGAGGCUCGCAUCCUAAGCAAAAAGGCGACGUCCUUGAACGAAGUCCGUGACAUUUUGAGGCGGGCGGCGGCGUUACUCUGCCGCACCCAUCGCGACGAGUCGGCAGUCGCCCGCUAUCUAGUGAGCAUCCCAUUUGCAUUGUUCACCAAGCAGUCCAUCAAGACGGGUGUCUCGUUAUGGCUCGGCGUGAUGAAUGAGAAUCCGCGACUGGAACCAAAACUCUUGAAUAGCAUUGCCCAGCAGUGGGAGUUUACCAUUUCACGCAAAGUUGGGCUCUUUAGCUCGGCAUUGGCUCACCCUGACCCAUUCUUCCUCAAGGAGGAGUUUGCGCCAAGCGACUUGGAGCUCAUGGCCAAGAAGCGGCAGGCAAUUCACGAUGUGCUGUCGCCGCACGCCCGUCUGUUGCACUUUUUUACCAGCCAUUUCAAUGCCACUCGCCUCGGUAGCCGGGAUACCCAACGGGUGUUUUUGCGCAUGCUGGACCUCACCCUGACUGCCCUCAAGGGGACGUCUUCGCACCCCAUGUCUCGCGAGUUGCGGUUCCAGCUAGUAUUGUUUGGCCUCAAAGUGCUUCGUUCGAGCACCACGAUUGGGGCAACGGCCCAGUGGAGGCUCAAGGACAAGAUUUUAUCGGCCGGCCUAGGCUGGUUCAGGAAUGCCCCCAAGUGGUCCUUUGGCAGCAACAUUCUGCAAUUGAAGACCGAGGUCCGCUUGAUUGCCGACGUAUUGGUCGCCAUGAAGGUGGUGUCCUUUAUAGGGGCCCAUACCGUCGGCAAUGUCAAAUCGCUACAGGCCAAGGAGCAGCUGCUUCAACUGCUGCUGGAGAAUGAGCAGUCACGACUUGCUGUCUGGAUCAGCCCCCUCAGUCAGCAGGGACUGCAAUUGUCGGCCCAAAACACGUCAAAGUCGUCUAUUGAGAACGCCCUGAUCCCGCUGGUCAAGACGGCCUGGCAGCAGGAUCCUUCAAUUGCUAUUGAGCUAACAACGAGAUUCAACUUUCCGCGCCUUCACAGGGACGUUAGGCAGCUGGUCUUGUCAGCCCCCGAUAAGGCCGUCUCUGAUCCUGAGGCCCUGCCCUUGAUAUUCGGUGGACAUUUACCUGACGACGUCAACAUUCAACUCAAGUACCUUCUCGUGUGGGAACCGCUCAACCCCCUUACGGCCGUAACCCUGUUUAUGCCCGCCUACAAGCAUCACCCAUUCAUUAUCCAGUAUGCCAUGAGGGCACUAGAGAGCCACUCUGUGGACGUGACCUUUUUCUACGUCCCUCAGAUUGUGCAGACCCUUCGAUACGAUGCCCUUGGCUACGUGGAGCGGUACAUUUUGGAAACGGCGCAGUUCUCUCAGCUGUUUGCACAUCAAAUCAUUUGGAACAUGAAGGCAAACUCGUACAAGGAUGACGAUGCUCAGGUGCCUGAUGAGAUCAAGCCAACGCUUGACGGUGUCAUGACCAAGAUGGUGGAUAGCUUUGCUGCUCUGGACCGAGACUUUUACGAGCGAGAAUUUGCCUUUUUCGACGAGGUGACGGGCAUUUCCGGCAAGCUCAAGCCGCUCAUCAAGCGACCCAAGCCUGAAAAGAAGCAAAAGAUUGAAGAGGAGCUUCGGAAGAUCAAGGUUGAAGUCGGCGUCUAUCUUCCGAGUAAUCCUGACGGUGUCGUUAUUGGCAUUGACCGCAAGUCUGGUAAGCCUCUUCAGAGUCACGCCAAGGCUCCCUACCUGGCCACAUUCCGUAUUCGAAAGAACAAGAGUGGCGGGAACGACGUUCUUAAUGCGGAUGCUCCCGAACAAGCGCCCAAAAAGGGACAAGACGAGCAGGGCCAGCAGCAGCAACUGCAGCAGCAACAGCAACAAUACCAGGACAACAUCAUCGAGGUGUGGCAGUCUGCUAUUUUCAAGGUUGGUGAUGAUUGCCGACAAGACGUUUUGGCUCUUCAAAUGAUUUCUGCAUUCCGUGGCAUCUUUCACAGCGUGGGGUUGGAUGUCUACGUCUUCCCGUACCGCGUCACCGCCACUGCUCCUGGAUGUGGUGUUAUUGAUGUACUGCCCAAUUCCAUCUCCCGUGAUAUGCUCGGCCGAGAAGCAGUCAAUGGCCUCUAUGACUACUUCAUCUCAAAGUACGGCAACGAGGACUCGCUCCGCUUCCAACGGGCCCGCAACAACUUUGUGAAAUCCAUGGCUGCGUAUUCCGUCAUUUCAUUUUUGCUGCAGUUCAAGGACCGACACAACGGUAACAUCAUGAUUGACGAUGCCGGCCACAUCCUGCACAUUGACUUUGGUUUCUGCUUUGACAUUGCACCCGGAGGUAUCAAGUUCGAGCGCGCCCCGUUCAAACUGACCAGCGAAAUGGUGGCCGUCAUGGGUGGCUCGACCGACCACCAGAGUUUCAAGUGGUUCGAAGAACUCUGUGUCAAGUCGUUCCUCGCUAGCAGACAGUACUGCGAGAAACUCAGCCAGAUUGUGCUGCUCAUGAUGGACAGUGGUCUGCCGUGCUUCAAGCCAGAGAGCGUCAAGCAUUUCAAGGAGCGAUUUGUGCUGGACAAGACGGAGAGGGAGGCAGCAAACUUUAUGAAGGGCUUGAUCAAGACGAGCUACUCGAGCUACAGCACCGGCGUCUACGACCAGUUCCAGCUGCUGACCAAUGGUAUCCCUUAUUAG
This is a messenger RNA of Pochonia chlamydosporia 170, 5859 nucleotides long. Its product is annotated as phosphatidylinositol 4-kinase. Lineage: Eukaryota; Fungi; Ascomycota; Sordariomycetes; Hypocreales; Clavicipitaceae. Gene Ontology annotation, cellular component: cytoplasm; plasma membrane. The record is from RefSeq and is a predicted model, not a curated record. Bases 1 to 5859 code for a protein of 1952 amino acids. Gene Ontology annotation, biological process: phosphatidylinositol-mediated signaling; phosphatidylinositol phosphate biosynthetic process. The transcript has 3 exons. Gene Ontology annotation, molecular function: 1-phosphatidylinositol 4-kinase activity.